AUGACUUCAACAUUUAUUAGAGAAUGUUGGAAUCAAGGCAUGAAACCAGAUGAAUUUGCUGAAAUUAUAAAGAAUAACCACAUGAAUGAAUUCCAAUCAAUUAUUCAAAUGUUAUCGAUAAUUUGUGGCACUUUAGAGAACAGUAUUAUCUUAUUAUAUGAAUAUUUAGCAUCACUAUUCCAAAAUUUCUCUGUUGAAGCAGCAAAAUCUAUAGAUUUAGAUGAUGCAAACCAAAUAAACGGUUGUAUUCUAACAUUUUCGCAAUAUGGAGAAAAAAUAUUCAAUCCUGAUGAAAUCUAUUCAAUUGACUCAUGUAAUUCAGCAUUAAAAAUACUCGAAAUUGCGCUUAAAUGCCAAGAUCAAAAAUUAUUAGAAGUUAUUCUCAAAAAAAUAUCAUGCUCUCAUUAUUUACCAGUUUGUAUUGCUGCUGCCCGUGUUCUUCUUCCGGAAUACUACAAAAAACUCAAAAUUAAUUUUCAAAAACUCAACUUAAACUUCAAAGCUAGUACAAAAAACCACUUAGAAGCAAACCUUGUCUAUUCAUUGAACGAAACUCUUAAUUAUCCGCAUCCAAAACUGUUUUUUACCGAAAAUGUAAUUGAUUUAUUUUUUUCUGUCUUUCAUAAGAUGCUUAACCAUGUUUUCAUGCUUCGAAUGAAUAAUAUUCAAACAUUACAACGUAUUUAUUUACUUCUUUUGAGUUAUCACUACAAAAAUCCACGAGUUUCUUUUAUUUUCAUUCUUACAAGCUUUUUAUCACCUCUUAUUCAUUUAAAGAUGCAAGGUGUUGAAGUACCUUUCGAUGAUAUUGACUGCAGCUUCGAUAUUGAUAAGUUUGUCGAUGUAAUCAACGCAAUUCCAGAUCAAUUUUUUGAUGAAUAUAAAAUUAACAAAAAAGAUCAUUUAAAUGGAUUCACAAAGCUAUAUGAUGGCAAUGAUAUUCAUUAUUUGAAUCUAAUCUAUCAAUAUCCGUCUUUAAUUUCAAAUAUAAUUCCGCAUUACAUAAAUUUGCUGAAUUCCGAUAAUAAUGAAGAUGUUAAGGCUGCAUGCAAAGAAAUUACUGCUAAUUUUCAAGAUUUCGAUUAUUUAAUUUUAUCGACCAAAAAUUUGGAAAAAUUUUUAAAUGUAACACUUUUUAGACUCCAGAAUAUUAAUGACCAACAAACAUUUACUGAUUUAAUCUUCUGUUUGAUAACUUUGAUGAAAGAAUUUUGGAAAGGUGGUGAACCUUCAAUACGAUCGACCAUCGUAUCAAUAAUUUUAUCUACAUCUAUGUAUACGAAUUAUUUGUUAUCUUGUUUUUUGCAAACUGCCGUAAUUGACUUAGAUUCUGCAUAUCAAUACUCAUUACAAGGUAUUCAGUCAUCAUCUUCGCAUAUAGAGAGAUGUUAUGCGUUUCUUUGUUAUCUUCUGCAUAAUGGAACUCAAAAUUUUGAACAAUUAUUAGAAUUUCUCAAACAAUAUCAAUAUCUUUGGAUAUCUGUCUUUGCUUGGGCAUUUACCAUCAAAACUGAAGAGCCCUUAAAGUUUUUUAAGAUCAAAUUCCCAAAUUAUUCCAUAUUUCAAGAUUUAUAUUCACUUUUAAUAGUAUUUAUCAGCGAUGGAAAGAGAUUUAAGAUCUCUGAGUAUUGUGAAUAUGAUCUAUAUAUUAGAUUUUCAGACAGACUUAAUGAUGAACUCGAAAUUUUAGUUUCAUCAAUUUUUGGGAAGACAGAUUUCUAUUUAUUAGAUCCUUAUUUGAUUUUUUAUGAUUUCAUGCUAUGUUGUAGAGCCUAUGCAUCUUUAAACGAAGAAAAAAAGUUAAUUGACAAAAUAUUCAAUUUAAUUUCAAGGUCUCCGGGAUUUUCCGACUACGAUGACAUCUAUAUGAUUAUGUCUGGUAUUUUAUCAGCAUCAAUUUCAUUAACAUUUGAUGAAAUCCCUGAAAAACCAUUAAAUAUGAUUAAAAUGCUGACAAACAUGGUUUCCAAUAAUAGUUUUAGUACAAUUGAGCUAAAAUUAAUUGUUCCAUUUUGCUAUAUGAUGAUUAUAAGCAUGAAGGAAGGCCUUGACGAAAGAUUAGAAAUGGUAAUUCAAUUUUGUAAAAAGGCAAUCUCUGGAAAUGAUAAAUCACAGCAGAUUAGCGUGUUUGCAUACUAUUUCAUGAAGAUGUUGAUUUAUUUUCCUUAUGUUAAACAAAGAAUUCCGUUAGAAAUGUAUCAAAUCUUCAACAUCCACGGAGAUCUCAAAGCCUUAAUUGAUUUCUUCAAAAUAAGGGCAAUGAUUAUUGAAAAUAAUCAUAGUCUUGACUAG
Messenger RNA from Trichomonas vaginalis G3, 2292 nucleotides. RefSeq lists its product as uncharacterized. The transcript has a single exon. The coding region runs from base 1 to 2292 and encodes 763 amino acids. Lineage: Eukaryota; Parabasalia; Trichomonadida; Trichomonadidae. The record is from RefSeq and is a predicted model, not a curated record.